Molecule: messenger RNA, 739 nt
Organism: Calidris pugnax (ruff)
Lineage: Eukaryota; Metazoa; Chordata; Aves; Charadriiformes; Scolopacidae
Gene: TMEM101
Product: transmembrane protein 101
Exons: 2
Coding region: 41-490 (149 amino acids)
Biological process (GO): positive regulation of canonical NF-kappaB signal transduction
Source: RefSeq, a predicted model, not a curated record
CGGGCCUGGGGGGUGACAGUGGCCCCCGGCGCAGGUGCGGAUGUACUCCCGGACCAUCGCCAUCAUCGGGGGCUUCCUCAUCCUGGCCAGCGGCGCGGGUGAGCUCUACCGCCAAAAGCCACGGAGCCGCUCCCUCCAGUCCACAGGGCAGGUCUUCCUCGGCAUCUACCUCAUCUGCCAGGCCUACUCCCUGCAGCACAGCAAGGAGGACCGCCUGGCUUACCUGAACCACCUCCUGGGGGGGGAACUGGCCCUUCAGCUCCUCUUCAUCCUCUACGGUCUCCUGGCCCUGGCUUUCCUCUCGGGCUACUAUGUGCGGGCGGCGGCGCAGGUGCUGGCGGUGCUGCUGCCCCUCGCCAUCCUUCUCAUCGACGGCAACAUUGCCUACUGGCACGACUCGCGCCGUGUCGAGUUCUGGAACCAGAUGAAACUCAUCGGCCAAAAUGUCGGCAUUUUCGGAGCCGUCGUCAUCCUGGCUACCGACGGUUGAGCAGGGGUAGCCACUGGGACUGGGGCCUGGGGUGGGGAGGGACACAUACACACACACACAAUAAUGGGGGGUACUCUUUUUUUUUUUUUUAAAGAGUCACCACUAUUUAUUUUUUUUUUAAUUAUUAUUUUUUAUUUGUAAAUAUUUGAUAAUUUUGAUGGAGAAUAGAGUGGGCGCUGCCCUGGGGGAGCCAGGAUGGUGGGGGGGGGUCCUGCCUUGUGGGGUGCUGGCCACUGUGUGGCCAGGCCC